This is a messenger RNA of Pundamilia nyererei, 2187 nucleotides long. RefSeq names its product tetratricopeptide repeat protein 31-like. Gene Ontology annotation, molecular function: protein binding; RNA binding. The coding region runs from base 253 to 2040 and encodes 595 amino acids. The transcript has 19 exons. The record is from RefSeq and is a predicted model, not a curated record. Lineage: Eukaryota; Metazoa; Chordata; Actinopteri; Cichliformes; Cichlidae.
GAGAUUUAUAGAGAAGAGGAGGAGAUUCCGGAUCCUCAUAUGUUCUGCAAGACCAGAGAAAGGGGCUUGCCUGCUGAUCCAGUGACUCAGAGCUUCUGGAUAAAGGAAAGUGAAACUCUUGGACAUGGUGCUUUUCAGUGCCAGCAUUCUUACUGGAGCUCAGAGGCAUGCUGAGUAGUGGCAGUGGUGCAGUUUUUCAGCAGCUGUGGGAAUACUCCACACUUAUCAUACUGGGAUCCAGAUGUAGGUGGAAUGUGGAGAACUGUUUUAGGGAUGUUUGAAGGACGUCCUCAUAUGCAAAGAAUAAUAAGAUGUGGCCUUCUUGGUAUUGACUACGAUGACGAUCUAGACGACCCAGGCAAUGAUGAUUAUGUUACCGGUAGUUGGAGUCAUGAUUUCCAUGGAUACCCUGCAAACCGCCUGAGGUCAUCCAGCGCUGUAUAUCAGCCUGUAUACCCUUCAGCCCGUAAUUCUUCUUGCCCAUCCCCUUUAAGAUUUCAGACAAAGGAGCACGAUGCUGAGAGAAAAGCCAGAUUAUUAGAAGAAUCUAAAAAAAUGAAAGACAAAGCUGAGAAGAAGCGGCUUAAGAAACGGAAACAGAAGGAAAGGAAACGUCUCGAGAAGCUGGAGAAGGACAAGCUGAACCCUGAAAAAAACGAGGAGGGAAAAGAUGAUGCAGAGGAGGGUGAAGCUGUUAAUGAUGAACACAGAGCCAAUAACAAUACUAGUGUUAAACUGCAGGCCUCAGCCAAAGAUACAGACAGCAGUGACAGUAGCGACGUUUCCAGUGAUGAAGACGGCAACUCCAAGAACGACUCAGGCGACUCAGAGGAACUUGAUAUGACGAGUAGUUUUGUGAGAAAAGCUGCUCUUAUAGCCAUGCAUAAACUGGAGCAGAAGCCCAAACUGGAGAAGAAGGAGAAAAGGAAGAUGCCAGAAAAAGAAGAAUACAAAACAGUCCCUGAAAAAUCACAUGAAGAACGGGAGGUUGCAAAGAAGGACUCUGCUGCGUCCAGGGUUCCCUCCUUUGAAGACCAUGUAAAAAUAAGCACAGAGCUUGCCGUCAUUGGAAAUAAGCAUGCGAGUGCUGGAGACUUUAAUAUGGCUGUGAAGUAUUUCACAGAUGCAAUUAAGCACAACCCUAAAGAGUUUAAGCUAUUUGGAAAUCGGUCCUUCUGUUUUGAGAAGUUGCAAGAAUACGAGAAGGCGUUAAUGGAUGCAGAGUUGUCGCUUGGCAUAUGUCCAGGUUGGGAUAAAGGCCUGUAUAGGAAGGGAAGAGCUCUGGCUGGUCUAAAGAGGUAUGAGGAAGCUGCCCUGGCCUUCACGGAAGUUCUCAAACUGGACAGUUCGUGUGCAGAAGCUGCGCAGGAGCUGAUGCGUGUGCAGAUAACACAGCUAAUGGAGUUCGGUUUUACUCGAGAGCAGAGCUCAAAUGCUUUAAUAAUUCAUGGGACGGUUAAAAAAGCACUAGAAGUGCUGUCUAAGUUAAACGAUCGACCAGGAGCUCUUCCGAACGGCUCUCUCCCACCUGUUCAAGUAGCAAAUGUCACUGGAGUGUCUCCAAUCCUUUCAGCCAACACAAUCGCUGCACCUGCUGCUGCUGUGCGUCCUGCUCAGUCCAAGGAUGCGCUGAAAAAAACACUUAUGAACAAACCUUUGGGCGCAGUCCAGAAUACAUCUGCUGCUCAGAGUCAAUCAAAGCCUAUUCUUACUCAGCCCAUGAAGGCCAGCAACGGCGUUAAUCGACCAUCACUGGAGCUGUUUCCAGUUUGGGUGGGAAACCUGAAUUUCCCAGUAACUGACUCCAUGCUUGCAAACCUGUUUAACAAGGUCGGGGUCGUCUAUAGCGUCAAGGUUUUGACUGCCAAACGAUGUGCCUUUGUUAACUAUACAAAACAAGAACAUUGUGAUGAAGCAAUCCGACGUUUUCAUGGCUUUGAGCUGAAUCACAACAAGCUCGCUGUCAGGUAUCCGGACAGGAUUCCUGCAGGCUUGGGUAUUUCCAGAUCUGCCCUGAGAGCUGAUGACCUGCCAGAUUAGAACGUGAGGCACAACGAGAACAACCAAAGGACAGUACGUCCUUAGAAACCCAUCCCCGACCACAGAGGGGACUACUGAAUGAAGACCCAGCUGCUACUUGGCCUGAAUGUUGUUUUCAAUAAAUACUUCUUGUCCAGUACAGACUAA